CUUCAGUUACCAAGCGAACCUCUAAGCGCGAGGUCGUUUUUUUUUGAAGCUCCGCCAAGGGAAUUGUGACGAAAAUCGCUUGGGCAGUGCGCACGCAUGCGCAAAGCCAAAGAAAAGAAAGAAAGUGCGCACAAAAAUAUAAAAACAAACAAAUCGCGCUGGAGAAGUCGAGAAUUGUUAUUUCGUUUCUCAACCACGUCGCAUCUGAAAUCAACGACCUAUAUCUAUAUUUACAUAAAGUAGACACCCCCCUAACUAAAUCCCAAGCGGAUUUCGACCCAGAAAAUGAGCUCGGCGAUCGUUGGAGCCGCCUCGGCCAUUGGAGGAGCGGUAACGGCGGCCACCAGCAACAGUUGGUUCAUCCCGAUGCUGAUGGCAGCGGUGGCCUAUUUUCAGUACGAGGAGAUCAUCGAUCCGGAAUCAAAGCCCAGUGAUGUGGGCGGCGACGACAUCCUCGACCAUUAUGACUUUAUAGUGAUAGGUGCCGGAUCGGCGGGGGCCGUGGUGGCGAAUCGAUUGACGGAGGUGGAGAACUGGAAUGUACUUUUGCUGGAGGCCGGUGGCGAUGAAACGGAACUCACGGACGUCCCUUUGAUGGCCGGCUACCUGCAGCUGUCCAAGAUUGACUGGCAGUACAAGACGGAACCAUCGGGAACAUCUUGCUUGGCAAUGCAAGGAGGUCGCUGCAAUUGGCCCAGAGGCAAGGUUCUUGGCGGCAGCUCUGUUCUUAACUAUAUGUUGUAUCUGCGAGGAUCUAAGCAUGACUACGACAACUGGGAGGCUAUGGGCAAUCCCAGUUGGUCGUAUCGCGACGCUCUGUACUAUUUUAAGAAGUCAGAGGAUAACACCAAUCAGUAUCUGGCCAAUACACCAUAUCAUGCCACUGGUGGUUAUCUGACAGUUGGUGAGGCUCCAUAUCACACACCACUGGCGGCUAGUUUUGUGGAGGCCGGCGUGGAGAUGGGCUACGAGAAUCGGGAUCUGAAUGGUGAAAAGAUGACCGGAUUUAUGAUUGCCCAGGGCACAACACGACGCGGAUCGCGAUGCUCCACGUCGAAGGCUUUCUUAAGACCUGCAAGAUUACGUCCAAAUUUGCAUAUCUCCAUGAACUCACACGUAACACGCAUCAUGAUCGAUCCCGUGACAAAACUAGCCUUCGGAGUGGAGUUCGUUAAGGAUCAGAAACUUUACCAUGUGAGGGCCACCAAGGAGGUGGUUCUAUCCGGUGGAUCGGUAAAUAGUCCACAACUGCUGAUGCUCAGUGGCGUGGGUCCACGAAAGGAGUUGGCCAAACAUCGAAUACCGCUAAUCAAAGAACUGAGUGUUGGUGAAAACCUGCAGGAUCACAUUGGUCUGGGCGGCCUGACUUUUCUGGUGAAUCAACCCGUGUCCAUUGUGGAGAAUCGUUUUCAUACCAUGUCAACUGUACUGCAAUACGCUGUAUUUGGCCAAGGCCCAUUGACCAUAUUGGGUGGCGUGGAGGGAUUGGCCUAUGUGAACACCAAGUAUGCAAAUAGCUCACUGGAUUGGCCAGAUAUUGAGUUUCAUUUUGUAUCCGGAUCGACGAAUUCCGAUGGCGGAUCGCAACUGCGGAAGGCUCAUGGAUUAACUGAUGCUUUCUAUAGAGCUGUCUUUGAACCGAUCAACAAUCGAGAUGCCUGGAGCAUAAUACCCAUGUUGCUGAGACCGCGCAGCGUGGGAAAUAUUCGCCUGAGGAGCGGAAAUCCUUUCGAUUACCCCUAUAUCUUUCCCAACUAUCUGACGGAUGACUUCGAUAUGAAGACCCUGAUCGAGGGCGUGAAGAUAGCGGUGGCAUUAUCCCGAACGAAAGCCAUGCAGCGAUUUGGUUCCAGAAUUUCGAGCAUCCGCUGGCCGGGAUGCGAGCAAGUACCGCUAUUCACCGAUGCCUUUUGGGAAUGUAUGGUCAGGCGGUAUACGUCUACCAUCUAUCACCCGGUGGGCACUUGCAAAAUGGGCCCCUAUUGGGAUAAGGAUGCGGUGGUGGAUGCCAAGCUAAGGGUCUACGGUAUCCGAGGACUUCGCGUCAUUGAUGCCAGUAUUAUGCCCAAGUUGGUGUCUGCCAAUACGAAUGCGCCGGUGAUUAUGAUCGCCGAGAAGGGCAGCGAUAUGAUUAAGGAGUUCUGGAUCAAGAACACCAUUGUCUGAACGAAACUUACUUUAUAGCGUAGAUAAACUAUAGUUUUCUAGAGCUGAUUUCCUAACAGUUUUAGGAACUUAUUAAUAAAUCAGCUCAUAAAAACUGUGCUUUAUCCAUUGAAUGUCUGAAUGUGUGGUUAACGUGAAUGUUUUAUUGAUUGAACUGAGUAUGAUUGCCUGUGAAUGUUAAGAUUAAGUGUCUGCGAGUUGUGUAUAUGUUUUAGAAAUUAAGCCCAAGCUGAUGACCCAUACAAAAUUAUUUUAUUAAACUCAAAUUGGUCCUCAUUUUUUUUUGAAGUAUCUUAUAAGCACGCCCUUGUAUUUAUUUUAAUAUAGUGUGAACGCAAUAAACAAUUAAAAUACGGUC
Molecule: messenger RNA, 2524 nt
Organism: Drosophila melanogaster (fruit fly)
Lineage: Eukaryota; Metazoa; Arthropoda; Insecta; Diptera; Drosophilidae
Exons: 3
Coding region: 286-2166 (626 amino acids)
Molecular function (GO): oxidoreductase activity, acting on CH-OH group of donors; flavin adenine dinucleotide binding
Source: RefSeq, marked reviewed